CAGACACAGACACACACACAGACACACACACACAGACACACACACACAGGAGAGGAGCUUCAGAGGAACAUGUCAGCCACUAUUUGUGCCUUCAUACUGACUUUUUCAACACUAUGCGGAUCCAGAGUGGUUUCAGGAGUCCUCAACCCACCCAGAAAUGUCCGCCACACCUCCUUCAACAUGGACCUGGUGCUGCUGUGGGAUCCACCUGAAGAGGCACCCGAAGGUCUGGUCUACACCGUCCAGUACAAGACUAUAAAGACGACUUACACAGAGGUCUGUACCAACGUCUCCACCCCUAAAUGUGACUUUAAGAGCCACGUCUACGCGUACGGGAAGUAUACGAGCCAAGUGCGGGCGCAGGCGGGGGACGAGAUCUCCCCCUGGGUGGAGACUAACCAGACUUUCUUGGACAAAAUAACCGUCAUCGGUUCGCCCAACGUCUCUCUCUUCUCCAGCGGGGCCACCAUCGAAGUCAGCAUCACUGACCCGGUGUUCGCGACUUCGUCCCUCAGGAGCGUGUACGUCAGAGCCACCUACAACAUCACCUACUGGAAGGAGGGCGAGGAGGAAAAGACCAUAAUCAGCAACCUAGAGCAGAACCGGGUGGUUCUGAAUGAUCUGGUUCCCUGGACCAAGUACUGCGUCCAAGUCCAAAUCGACACAAAUAGGGACCCUAAAUUCAGCGAGCCCAGCACUGCUAUCUGUGAGAGCACCACUGAUGAUGAGGAACCUCCAUGGGUGGCAGCAGUGGUGACAUUCGUCGCCAUGGCCAUGACGGUGUCUCUGGUGGUGGUCGCAGUGGUGUAUCGGAAAAUGAUAUACAACUUUCUCUGCCCAAAAGAUACGCUACCUCAGCACUUUAAAGAGUAUUUGCUGGAACCCCCCAACUCACCCAUGUACUUGGCUAUGCGCAACUCCCAUCCACCUGAGGAGGUCUACCACCAGGUCAGCAUCAUCCCAGACGGCAAGACUGUGGAGGAAGGGCGCCCUCUUGAGGCAGCAGGGACUAACUGCAGCAGACAGCAGCCUGUGACGUCAGGCUGCUGAGAUGCAGAGAUAAAAAGCAAAGAAAGAGAGAAAAAAAGACUGAAAAGCACAGAAGAAAUGAAGAAGAGCUGAUCUGCAGGCCGCUAUCAUUCAGGGACGCUGAGAAAAAGUGAAAUGACGGCGCUUUGCUCGAUUUUUUCGAGUUUUAAUGCUGUAAAUUCUGCAGCAGUCUCGUGUUACUGUGAAGUUAUUGUACAGCAGAGCCACAGAGAGGUGUAGAUGUGUGUACAGAAUGUUUACCUUAUUCUGGAGGUGUUAAUUAUCUGUUGUACAUCUCUAUUGUUGCUUGCAGUAUUACCACAUACUGUACUUACUCUACUGAAGACAUACUGUAUGGCACACCCAACCAGAGCUUCCCACACUAACGUAUUUAAGCUGCCUAGACAUGUCCACCAUUCCUUUACUGUGUACUGAAACUGAAAUAUAGACUGACAAUAUUAUCUAGACGAUUCCAGAUGCCUACUCUGACAACAUGACUGCGAUGUCUGUCUGUGAGUAGGACCGAGCACUUUCACACUGAGAGUGAAAGUUUGGGUUCAUGAUUGUGGAAGUUUUUCAUUGAAAAAAAAAAAAAAAACACAAAAAAACAACAUGUAUGAAAUUGGUUCUGACGCAGGCGUUGGGACAGAAGUAACGUCAGACCUCCACAGUCCGGAUGAAGUGUCGCCAUGUUUUCGGGUUGAAAGCGAUACCUCGGCACAAACGUCCACUCGGGCUCAUGAACUGAUUCAAAUUUGGCGUUUAAAGGUCACUUUGAUCCUGCAAUACACGUUUUUUUGGCCAUAACUCAACAAUUCAUAUGCUCAAUAUCACAAAGUUCACAUAAAUGUCUGUCAGGAUAAAUGUCUGGGUAUGAUGUUUUAUAUCGUAAAGGUCAAAGAUUGACUACACAAUGUUCUGCAAAAAAACACCCUUUUCUGGCCAUUAUUGAUCGCCAUAACUCAGGAAGAGAAAGGGGAGACUGUGACCAUAUUCCACUUGUGGUCAGAUACUGACUUGGUGACACUAAUCUUUGGGUUUCCACUUUAAAACUGUGGUGAUUGUAAAGAUCUUCUGUGCUCCCGGGUUGAAGAAGUGUCCCAGGCUAGCAGAAGUUUUGAUGGCCCCCAAAGCUUUGAUUAAAAAAAAUUAAUAUAUUUCAUGAAGCAGAGAUUUAUGGCUGAAAACGGUACAAGAAAACUGACUGUUAUAAGAUGAUAUAGUAUGUUGAAAAGUGUUUUCUUUAGAUUUGAGAACUUUUAGACUAUAUUUUCACUUUAGAACCACUUUUCUUGGAUCUCCUGGACAGAUUUCUCAACAAAAUCACCAAAACAGUGAGAUCCUUGUACAUAUAUUACAAUGUUUUAUAUAUAUGUAUAUGUAUGUGUGUGUUUACCAGUGAGUGCCAUCGAUGCUAUUUCUGCUUUCUAUUAACUGCCAGCACAUUUAUUAAAGGUAUAUUCAUCCUCACUGGUGCUAAUUGAAGAUAAUGUUGAAGGUACAUAAUUAAGAGUUCAGUGCUCAGAGUGGAAACAAGGCAGCUGCAAAGUAACACAACGUCCACCUCAGAGUUUUACUCAGUUGAACUUAAAUAAAUACAUUUUUUGAACAUGA
Scomber scombrus (Atlantic mackerel) is the source of this 2643-nucleotide messenger RNA. Its product is annotated as interleukin-10 receptor subunit beta-like. Lineage: Eukaryota; Metazoa; Chordata; Actinopteri; Scombriformes; Scombridae. The transcript is spliced from 7 exons. The record is from RefSeq and is a predicted model, not a curated record. Bases 70 to 1050 code for a protein of 326 amino acids. Gene Ontology annotation, molecular function: protein binding.